Molecule: messenger RNA, 4630 nt
Organism: Sinocyclocheilus anshuiensis
Lineage: Eukaryota; Metazoa; Chordata; Actinopteri; Cypriniformes; Cyprinidae
Gene: brd1a
Product: bromodomain containing 1a
Exons: 13
Coding region: 306-3776 (1156 amino acids)
Biological process (GO): regulation of transcription by RNA polymerase II
Molecular function (GO): protein binding
Source: RefSeq, a predicted model, not a curated record
UAGUGAACCAUCCGCAUUGUUGUUGGUUGCAGGCGAAGAGUCGUAUAGCAGCUCGUCGCAGCAAGGAAACGACGCUAUGUUUGAAUGGCAAUCAAACCAAGCGUUCUCGUAGUGAUUAUUAGUUCAUAAUUAUAGUCCUGGCGGCCGCUGUGGUUAAAGCGUUUGCAGCAUUCCAGAUUUAUCCAUGCAGAUUUAAAUUGGUGGUCCUUGGAUGAUAACAUUGUGUACGGAAUAACCGCAGGCCACCUCGCCAGAAAGCUGUUCCUUUCUUUAUUCAGCAGAUCAGAGCUUUGUAAGGAUCCCCAAUGAAGAGAAAAUCUCUACCUCACAAAGUAUUCUCCCCUCAGUGGCUACCUUCCCCUAUCAAACUUUCCUCAAACCGUGAGAUGCUGCCUUACGCCCAGGCCCAGAGAAUGAUCGAACUAGAAGUUAAUGGCCGGUUGCACCGGUUCAGCAUCUUUGACAAGCUCUACAUCAUCACGGAUGAGGAUCCCAUUGCACAGGAAAUUAUGGAGUGUACCAGCAAUAAGGAGAAUGCUGAAAAACACCAGCAGGUUUUGGUACGUUCUGCACGCCUCAGAAACAGCCAGAAGAAAAAGAGCACUGCUGUCACCGCACAAAAUGCUUUAGUGCAAGGCAGCACUCUUCCCGAGCCCAAAUUCCGCACAGUGGAUUACAAUCUCCCAGCAAUCCCACGCAGACCUUCUACAUACUACAAGUAUGAGGAGAAAACUUCAGAAGAGCUAAAUGAGGAGGUGGAAUAUGAUAUGGACGAAGAGGACUAUGCCUGGCUUGAGCUGAUCAAUGAGAAAAGAAAGAAUGAAGGUCUUAACCCGGUUUCCCCUAAUGCCUUUGAGUUCCUUCUUGACCGUUUUGAAAAAGAAUCAUUUUUAGAGAUUCAGUGCCAACAGAGUCUACAGUCCUUAAUCGAUGAAGAUGCUGUUUGCUGCAUAUGCAUGGAUGGAGACUGCAUGGACAGCAAUGUCAUCCUGUUCUGCGAUAUGUGCAAUCUAGCUGUUCAUCAGGAUUGUUAUGGUGUUCCAUAUAUUCCAGAGGGACAGUGGCUUUGCCGACAUUGUCUGCAGUCCCCAACACAACCCGCUAACUGCAUCCUCUGCCCUAACAAGGGAGGAGCGGUCAAAAAGACAGAAGAUGACCAGUGGGGUCAUGUUGUUUGUGCUUUAUGGGUUCCCGAGGUUGGGUUUUCCAACAUGGUCUUCAUUGAGCCUAUUGAUGGUGUUUCAAAUAUUCCGCCAGCUCGAUGGAAGCUUACCUGCUACCUCUGUAAAGAAAAAGGUGUUGGGGCUUGUAUCCAGUGCCACAAAGCGAACUGCUACACUGCUUUUCAUGUCAGCUGUGCACAGAAGGCUGGUCUCUUUAUGAAAAUGGAGCCUAUUAAAGAGUUGACUGACUCAGGUGUACCCACUUUCUCGGUGAAAAAGACAGCCUACUGUGGGGCCCACACCCCAAAUGGCUCCAUUAAAAGACCUCUUACAAUUUAUAAUGAAACUAAGACAAAUGACAGACUUUGUCAGUCAGUGGACAAAAAGAGCAGCAGGACAAGUUUAAAAAAACAGAAGAGACUUAAAAACAAUGAGGUGGAAUUUGUAGGCCCAGUUCCAAAUGCAUCUGUACCCAGUUUUUCACCUGAAAGGUUAAACACAAUCCUCAAUCAAGUUUCUUUACAGAAGAAGGCGGCAUUUGGUGAACUUGUAUUGAAUUAUUGGAUGCUUAAAAGACUUUCAAGGAAUGGAGUGCCACUCAACAGACGCCUCCAAACUAGCCUACAUUCCCAGAAAAACACACAGCCGAAACAGACAGAAGAGGAAACUGAAGCAUUGAAGGAGCAGCUGAAGGAGUGGCAACGGAUGAGACAUGACCUUGAGCGAGCAAGACUCCUGCUAGAGUUGAUAAGGAAGAGAGAGAAACUCAAGAAAGAAGAGAUUAUGCUUCAGCAGACAUUAAUGGAGGUCCAACUCACUCCUUUCACUGUCCUUCUGAGGACUGUGCUGGAUCAGUUACAGGAGAAAGACCAAGCACAUAUUUUUGCAGAGCCUGUUAGCAUUAAAGAGGUGCCUGACUAUAUGGACCACAUCUUGCACCCUAUGGAUUUUUCCACCAUGAGGAAACGCAUUGAUGCACAAGGCUACAAGAAUCUGGAUAAAUUUGAAGCUGACUUCAAUCUCAUUAUUGAAAACUGCAUGAAGUACAAUGGCAAGGAUACAUUCUUCUACAGGGCAGCUGGUAGAUUAAGAGACCAGGGUGGAGCUGUGCUAAGGAAAACUCGCAGAGAUGUUGUGAGAAUAGGCUUUGAUUUUGAAACUGGCAUGCACCUGCUUGAACCACCUAAGAUCGAGCCAUCUGCACCUUUCUCCUGGGAAGAUGUGGACCACUUAUUGGUUCCAGCCAAUCGAGAGCUCAUGUCAUUGGAAGAGCAGCUGAGGGAGCUACUGGAAAAGUUGGAUCUGACUACAGCAAUGAAAUCCAGCCCAUCACGGAGCAGACGACUAAAGCUGCUUAAGAAAAUCAUUAGUGAUGUGAGGAUGGAGCUGAGUUUGAAGAAGGCUUUUCGUGCUGUUGAACUGGAGAAUGCUGCAGAAGAAGCCGGCCAUAUCCUUCAAAAAGGUGAUAAAUCUGUCCCACCUAAGCUUGAGCCAUCUGUUUCUGUGCCGCCCUUCAUUAAUGCGGGAUGUCACUCUGAACCACCCAAACUGAAACCCAUUGAACCCAGUCCCGACAAAAACCGGCACCACCAGGAUGGCAUUUCCCAGCCAUUCAAUGGACACUCCCAUCUGCAGUUAGAGGACAGCGAUGUCAGUGUAUUAGCUACAUCAACUCUGGCCGAGCCAUCAAGCCCAGUAAACCGACGAACGUCUGUGCUUUUCCACAAAUCAAAAAGCACAAGCCCUCAUAAGCCCAUGAGAGGUGGUGAAACUCCAAAGGGCAGUUCUCGACUAGGCACAAAAACAUUCUUGUCAGUCGUCAUACCACGCCUAGAGACAUUACUUCAUUCUAGGAAGAGACCACGGAGUACCAGUAGAGACAGUGUUGAGGACGAACCGCCCAUCAAACGCCUGGACCCAGGGCUGUCAAAUGGUUUUAAUCUGGAGCCGGAGAAAGAGUUGGAUUCUAGUAGGCAGUUGGAGCCUCGGCGCAGGUGCUUAUCUGAAUCCAGCAUGUCCUCCAGCAGCAGUAGUAUUGCAGUUAAUCUACCGAAGUGUGGAAAGGGGAAGCCAGCCCUCAUCCGGAGGAACACAGUGGAGGACAAGAAUGAGAUUAUUGCUUGCAUCGAGAGUAGAAACUUCGCCAAGGCUGCUAGAAUAGCUGCUGAAGUUGGCAACAGCAGUAUUUGGAUGCCUGCUAGUGCUGCUACAGUUCUGGAACCUCUCAAAUUAGUUUGGGCUAAAUGUAGUGGAUACCCCUCCUACCCUGCCCUGAUCAUAGACCCUCACAUGCCACGAGUGGGGUGCCAGCACAAUGGAGUCUCUAUCCCAAUGCCCCCGCUGGACGUUCUACGGAUUGGAGAACAGUUGCAGUACAAGUCAGAAGAGAAACUUUACCUCGUUCUCUUCUUCGACAACAAACGUAGCUGGCAGUGGCUUCCUAAAUCCAAGAUGGUUCCUCUCGGUAUUGACAAAACCAUCGACAAGAUUAAAAUGAUGGAGGGCCGCACCUCAGCCAUCCGCAAGGCUGUUCAGACUGCCUUUAACCGUGCCAUGAACCAUCUGAAUCGAGUCCAAGAUGAACCUAUUGUGAUGUUCAGUGAUGUUGACUAAGACUGGCAAAUGCAGACACAUUUCAAAGCCUUACUAAUCGUCAUCCCUGACUGGCCCCCUUCUGUAAAUAAUGUAAAUCGCUUAUCACUAACUUAUUCUUCAGAUUUACUGUAAUGGGUACUGUACAUACAUUUUUUUUUUUUUAUAGUAUUUAUACAUUUUCGUGAAUUAUUCCCAGCAUAAUAACUUAUUGAUGUUGGAAAAAAUUGAAAAAAUAAAUUGUGUGAAACUAAAGUAAAAGAAUACUGUAAUCAGGGCUGGAACAUGAUGUGAGAGUACUUGCUUUUUUCGUGUUUAAAUUAUUGAAGUUUGUACACACAGGCUUUUAUUUGGCAUUGUAUUUGUAACCUAAGAAUGUUUUUACAACAAUUUUAACCUAUUUUGAUGUAUUAUAUAACUAAAUAUAUAACUUUGUCUUUGCAUAUUAGUAAGUCAUUUUGUUAUGAAAACCACAGGUGUGUUAUUCUGAUAUUCUAAUGAAACCAAAAAAGAAAGAAAAAAAAAAUGCUGCCCAGACUUUUGUUUGUGUUGAGUGAAUGGUUUUGGUUAAACUUUUUUUUCUUAAAUGUUUGUAUUUGUAUGUGGGAACUCCAUAAUGGCUGUAGGAUACUGUACUUGUACUGGUGUUAAUUUAUUGUGUUGGGUGGUAUGUUUAUUCACUGGGGAAAGGAUAAAAUAUUUUACUGGACUUAGGAGUUAUUCUUGUUUUUUUUUGUUUUUUUUUUUAAAUCAGACCCUGUUUACAUUGACUUCUUUAAUUUAGUUUUAGUCUGGGUUGUAGUAGGAAGAUUUGGGAAUACUUUUUAAACAGUAUGUCAGUUAUUUUAGUUGGUAUUACAACUGUUGAUUGAAUU